Molecule: messenger RNA, 2322 nt
Organism: Vidua chalybeata
Lineage: Eukaryota; Metazoa; Chordata; Aves; Passeriformes; Viduidae
Gene: RAB3A
Product: RAB3A, member RAS oncogene family
Exons: 5
Coding region: 84-746 (220 amino acids)
Biological process (GO): protein localization to plasma membrane; maintenance of presynaptic active zone structure; protein secretion
Cellular component (GO): plasma membrane; synaptic vesicle membrane; endosome
Molecular function (GO): GTP binding; GTPase activity
Source: RefSeq, a predicted model, not a curated record
CACGCCCCUCCGCCGACGUCACCCGGGCUCCGCAUCUGCUGCAGUCGCUGCGGGGAGGAGGCGGCGGCGCGAGCGCGGCAGAGAUGGCGUCCGCUACCGACUCCCGCUAUGGGCAGAAGGAAUCCUCGGACCAGAACUUCGAUUACAUGUUCAAGAUCCUGAUCAUCGGCAACAGCAGCGUGGGGAAAACCUCCUUCCUGUUCCGGUACGCCGACGACUCCUUCACGCCCGCCUUCGUCAGCACCGUCGGCAUCGACUUCAAGGUCAAGACCAUCUACCGGAACGACAAACGCAUCAAGCUGCAGAUCUGGGACACGGCCGGGCAGGAGCGGUACCGCACCAUCACCACCGCCUACUACCGCGGGGCCAUGGGCUUCAUCCUCAUGUACGACAUCACCAACGAGGAGUCCUUCAACGCCGUGCAGGACUGGUCCACCCAGAUCAAGACCUACUCCUGGGACAACGCCCAGGUGCUGCUGGUGGGGAACAAGUGCGACAUGGAGGAUGAACGUGUGGUCUCCUCGGAGAAGGGCCGCCAGCUCGCCGAGCACCUGGGGUUUGAGUUUUUCGAGGCCAGCGCCAAGGACAACAUCAACGUGAAGCAGACCUUCGAGAGGCUGGUGGACAUCAUCUGCGAGAAGAUGUCGGAGUCGCUGGACACGGCCGACCCCGCGGUCACCGGCGCCAAGCAGGGCCCCCAGCUCACGGACCAGCAGGCCCCCCCCCACCAGGACUGUGCCUGCUAGGGGCCAACCCCCCCCCCCCCCCCUCCGCCCCAAAAUCCCCCCCAAAAAAAACGGUCAGUGCACCCCAAACCCCCCACCCCCUCCCCCCCCCGAGCUCCUCCUCUUGGGGGUCCCACGGGGGCUUUUGCUGCUGAUACCUCCGAAAGGGCUGCGGCCCCUCUAGGAGCCCCCCACCCCAAUUCAUUAAGCUAUGCCCCCCACCCCUUAAUUUAUUUUUAAGCCCGGGCUGGUAGAAAACUCCCCCACCCCACCCUGUCACACCCCAUUCUGCUUUUAAUCACUGUCAAGAAACCAUCAUCACCCCCAGCCCCAUCUCCCCUGGUGACCCCCACCCUGUCCUGGCACCCCCUGCCCUGGAGACCCCCCCCCACCCUGUCCUGGUACCCCCUGCUCUGGGACCCCCUGUCCUGGUACCCCCUGCUCUGGAGACCCCCCCCUGUCCUGGUACCCCCUGCUCUGGGACCCCCUGUCCUGGUACCCCCUGCUCUGGGACCCCCUGUCCUGGUACCCCCUGCCCUUUCUCCUGCUCUGGGACCCCCUGCUCUGGGGUUUCCCCUGCCCUGGCCCCCCCCACCCUGCUCUGGAACCCCCUGUCCUGGGGAUCCCCCUACCCUGGGACCCCCUUCCCAGCGUGUGGGUGCUGUGACAGGACCCCCCCCACCCCCAAAAUCCCCCCACCCCGUGUGCCCCCCCCCCCCCCCUUGCCUUUACCCCGAGAGCUCCUGGUGCAGGGGGGCUCUUUGUGCCCGGCUUUCCUGCCCCUCCAGCUGGAUGGAUAUUUCCUGACUCUUGUUUAUUUGUAUAAAUAGAUGCUAAUUUAUGCUCCCGCCGUCUUCCUCCUUGUACAUACAGAAAUUCCUUGUAAAUAGGCGUAGGAAGUGACGCUGUGCGCGUGACCUGCUGUGCUGUGGCCGUGGUGGUGCAUUUAUAUAUAUAUAUAUAUAUAUAUUCUGAUUUUUUUUUUUGUUUGUUUCUCUCAGUGUGGUAACCUUGCUUGUGAAUAUCACUUUUAAAAAAAAAAAAACAACCCACCAAAAAAAAAAAAAAAAACAAACCACCACACCCCCCACCCCCUCCCCACAACCAAACAACAACAAAACUGUUAUUAUUUAAAUAAGAUUUUAAAAUGAAAAAUUAAUUCAAUACAUCAGCGAGGCCGAGCCAACUGGAGCGAAUCGGCCCCGGGUUGGGCUCGUGGGGGGUGAGCAGGGUUAGGACCGUGGCUGGUUUGCUCCAGGGAUUUGGGAUCUCGUGUUCCUGUAGUUCUGUGCUUCUGUGGAGACUGUGAAUAAGUGGAUAUUCCCGUAGCCAUGACAGAGCUGCCCUUUAUUUAUUUUUCCUGGAGCGCUGUGUCUUUAUUUUACAGAUUUCCCUCUAUUUCCUCCCUCCCCCCACCACGAUUCCAUCUCCUUCCCUCCCCUUUUCCCUCCCCUCCUCCUCCUUUUUGUGAAGUUUACUUAUGGAAGAGUUACACUGUACUGUACAAAUGUCAAAAGUGUCAAAAAGAGUACAAUUUCCUAAAAAUCACUGUAUUAAAAGAAAAUGUUGUGAAGAAAUAAACCAAUGCUGAUCAGAA